AUUAAAGUAAAACAUCAGUACUUCCAGGUCUAGUUGGUUAAAAAUGAGACGGAAACAACUGGGUCCGCUUUUCCUGCCGAAUGCGCGCUCCCGCCGCAGGGGAUACUAUUCUGCUGGGGAUAAGUACCUGCCUUUUUAAAUCCAAACUUAAUACCUUUUUUAUUUGAGAAACCUUUAAUACUCGGUAGCACCGUGGCAUUUUAUCCCAGAUUUCUAACUUUUAUUUAUUCUUUUAUCUGGUUUUGAUUUUUAUUGUAAAGCACUUUAGCUGUCUGGUUGGCUGUACUGAAGGGCCUAAUGAAUGAAUCAGUCCUGGUAAAACGUCGGCGUAAAUACGUACUAAGAGAUCCAUUGCAAAAACAUUUACUACAAAUACAAUCAUAAAGCUUUUUUAAAAACUACUUUAGCUACUUUUAAAAUACUCCUCGCCUGUAGAUUAAGUUAACAAAACAUUAUACCGACACCAGGAGUAAAUACUUUAUUUCCUGUGCGAUAAGUACACAUUAGAACUUUUUGACCUUGUUGACAAAGGGUUCGUGUCCUUGGUAACACGUUUCCGUGGCAACUAUGGAGCGCACCAACACAAGCAGGAGACGAAGACGCGGACGACGUAAAACCAGAAAAGUUUCCCCUAAAGCUCCAUCUGGCAGACCAGUAUUGCCAGAUGUUGGUGCCGAGAGUUCAGAGGAGGUGAGACUUGAACAUUGCCACCAGGGUCUGCCAGCCCUCCAUGCAGCCUGCCUUUACAGUGAGCUGGCUACAGUCCAGGUCCUCCUGGAGUCCAGACCGUGGUGGAUCAACAGCAGGGAUUCUCAGGGUCUCCAGCCCCUACACAUGGUCCUGUCCUCGCAGCGCUCCUCCAACGCCUACACCUGCCUCAGAUAUCUGCUGGAGCAAGGCGCUGAUGUCAACAUCACCACAGAUUCAGGACAAACGCCACUGCACUUGGCUGUGUCCGAGGGCCUCCUUGACUGCACAGAAAUCCUUGUGAAGGCUGGAGCAGAUAUUUUGGCAAAAGACAGUCUGGGACUCACACCUCUGGACAUGGCCCACAUCUGGUGCCACAGGAAAAUAGCAAGGUAUUUGAAACACAAUUUGUGGCAUGCUGAAAAGGAGAAAGAAAUGGAGGAGAUAAAGCUGACUCAAGUUUUAUACAAAGAUCUCAUGAAUAUGGUCAAGCAGAAGAAUAUGGAUAAAAAGGCUCUUAUCAAUGAGAAGACAGAAGAGGGGGCAAACACAAAAGGCUUGCCCCCUUUGAAGGAGUUCUCCCUCAGAGCCCAGGUAUCCAAAUACCACAAACGGUGUAUCUUACCAGAGCAGACCAGCUGUAAACCAAAACCUACCAAGGGCCAGUCACAAGGUCUUCAAGAAAACAAGGGCAUCUCCACCAUGCAACUGGCAGCCUCAUCCAACAGUCCCUGGACUGUCUUCGCUGGCCUCCAGCCAGAGAAACUCCCCACAGAGCCAGACCUCAGAGAAAGUGUAAUUGUGUGGAAGGACAGCAGCAGCCAGAGGCUUCAGUACAUCACCAAGUGGGACAGAGAGCCUCACCCCACCCCUAAACUGCCUCUAGAAGUGGUUGAAAGAGUGUUGUUUCCCAGAGCCUUCCCUUCUAGGAUCGCCACGUCACAAGGCUUUGAGCCACAGAACAUCGAGGAACUCCAACACAGAAGAUUCCCUCAGGGAAGGAGCACCUCUCCCUGGACAGAGGUGGCCAUGCACCUGGCUGAGGUCCUGGAGCUGGGACACUACUGAGCUUACUCGUUUUCAGACAAUAAAAAAAAAAUCACGUUUAAAAUCCUUUAUAAAGUUUCCAUGAAGAAAGACUGUGAUGCUUCGCCAAUAUAUGGAUAUUUCUGUUAGAACAAACUCCUUACUUUACAGUGUCACGACUUCCUAAGUUAGACACAUUUGAUUAAGAAUCUAUCAGAUUAAAUAUGGAGCCUGAGUCCAUUACAUUAAAACACCCAAAACUAUGA
This is a messenger RNA of Girardinichthys multiradiatus, 1979 nucleotides long. RefSeq names its product ankyrin repeat domain 53 (gene ankrd53). Gene Ontology annotation, biological process: regulation of mitotic cytokinesis; regulation of mitotic spindle organization; positive regulation of microtubule polymerization. Lineage: Eukaryota; Metazoa; Chordata; Actinopteri; Cyprinodontiformes; Goodeidae. The transcript has 6 exons. Bases 568 to 1755 code for a protein of 395 amino acids. Gene Ontology annotation, cellular component: spindle pole. The record is from RefSeq and is a predicted model, not a curated record. Gene Ontology annotation, molecular function: protein binding.